Messenger RNA from Saprolegnia parasitica CBS 223.65, 12945 nucleotides. RefSeq lists its product as hypothetical. The transcript has 19 exons. NCBI's taxonomy places the organism in Eukaryota, Oomycota, Saprolegniomycetes, Saprolegniales, Saprolegniaceae. Gene Ontology annotation, cellular component: extrinsic component of membrane. The record is from RefSeq and is a predicted model, not a curated record. Gene Ontology annotation, molecular function: protein binding. Bases 1 to 12855 code for a protein of 4284 amino acids. Gene Ontology annotation, biological process: protein targeting to vacuole; protein retention in Golgi apparatus.
AUGAUCCAGCGCGCGCUCGCCCUCAUGCUGCAGCGCCUCCUGGGCAAGUUCCUGUCCCUCGACGCGGCGCAGCUGGAGCUCAGUAUCUGGGACGGCGACCUCACCUUCACCGACCUCCAGAUGCGCCUGGCCGUCGGCCGCGGCAAGGUCGGCGCGCUCCAGGUGCAGAUCCCGUGGCGUUCGCUGUGGAGCCAGCCCGUUGUCGUCAAGGCGCAGAACAUCCGCAUCUACGCACACGCCAUGCCCACGUCGAAUGAGCCGUCGACCGAGGUGCAAGUCGCAGCGAGCGAAGAGCAGGACAAGACGUACCUCUCCAAGCUGCUCGCAUGCAUCAUGAGCAACGUCCAGAUCGAGCUCGAAGACAUCGAAGUGCGCUACGAGUGCUUGGAAGACUCGGUCGAGAAGACGCCUGGCUACGUUGUCUGCGCCAUCGAGCGCGUCCUGCUGCAAAACACGGACGGCAACUGGGUCCCGACCUUCAUCGACCCUGCCAGCGGCGCCAAAGAGUCGCGCAAGCGCCUCCAAGUCCAAGACAUUUCGACGUACGUCGUCCCGUAUUCGCUGUACACGAACCCCACCAGUCCCAUGGACGACGACACGCGCUUCUACGUCUUCCACAACUGGUCGAGCGACAUCAAGGCGACGCUCUCGUAUCAAAGCGCAGGUGCCGCCAUCCCCGACGUCGAGCUCGGCAUCGUUCUGCAUCAGAGCUCGAACGUCACGCCGUGUUCGACGUGCCGCAGUGUCUCGGUGCAACCGGACGUCCUCACGUUUCAUCUCGAGAGCGUCCACGUCGACGUGCUGUGCGCGGUCCUCAACGAAGUCAAGGCGCCGUACGACCACUACGACAAGCUCACGGAGCUCACGGCGUCGGCGCAACAAAACCAGGGCUUUGUCGCGGUGCUGACGUAUGCCAAGCAGUGGCUUUUGGCAGACGUCGAGCCCGUUGCGCCGAAAACAAGCCAUGGCAUCGACAGUGACGACGACGACGACGACGACGACGAUUUUCAGGACGCCGUGUCACCGCCCAGCCUCACCGUCGCUGUCGAGAUCACGCCGCCCGUCCACCUCUCGAUCUUUCCCCGGUCCGAGAACCUGCUUGAUGAGUACGACUACUCGACAGAGCGAACGCAUUGGAUCCUGGCCAUCGACGGCACACGCGUGCUCUGGCGGCAGAGCUGCGUCGAAAGCGAAGUCCAAGUAUCGAUGCACGCAAUCUCGCUCCAAGAAUUCGAUCCCGCAUCGCCGGUCAAGAGUCUCUUGCACGUCGAUCGGUCGUCGGACGCGCCGUGGCUCAAUGUUGUUUGCCGCCUCCCCGAGUACGAAAGUCGACUCGUGGGCGCGCAAAUGUCGCUCUCGUGGCACAUGGCCCACUCGAUGCACCUCGUCGUCUCGGAAGCGUCGUGCUGGAAGUGGAAUGAACUCAUCUCGCCGAUGUGGCAGUGGUGGGACCGCUGGAGCUCGCUGUACCCAACGAAAGAAGUCACAACGACGCCGAAAACAACGCUCGCCGCCGCGCCGCUCCCGCUACUUGACGUCGCUGUCCGGGCGCUCACAAUCGAGCUCUCGAUGGCCGACCCGCAGCCGUUUGUCUUUGGCUGCCACCUCGAUGCGUUCCACGUGCGCACGAUCGAGACGGACGCGUCGUUGACGUCGACCGUCUCAUGGGGCCGUAUGGAUCUCUACUCGUCGUCGAAUGCUCUUCGGCACGACCUGUGGGCCUGUCCCAGCACGUCCAUCGAGCUCACGAGCCCGACGCGGUCGGCGUGGCAGCCGUCGGCACACCAGUGUACGCACACGUUCGUGUCGGGGCCGAGCAUGCCCGUGGCGGCCGUGAAGCCCACAGGCUUCAAUGCGCACUUUUCGUGCGUCGGCGAGGAAACGUACUUUUACACGCUCAAGGCGGUGCUGCCGGCGAUUGCGAUCGAAGUGACGCAGGACGAGUUUCGGCACGUGCACGUUCUCGUUGGCAAGUGGACCGGUGGAUCCGACCCGGCGUUGUCGCCGCAGUCGUCGCCGCACUGUACGUGGAUCCCGACGCAGUACGCGCAGUGGGCGAUCGAGUGCCGCGUUCCGUCGCUGGCGCUCACGACGCUCGACAGUGCCGGCGCGCCGUGGGGUCGAUUGACCAUCACCGAGUGCUGUGUGGCAUCGCACAUCUGCUCGAGUCUCUCGCACAUCUCGUGCAACGUGGCGUCGCUCCUCGUCCUGGACGUGCCGUCGUCCAAAGCGAUGCUCCGGCUAGCAUCGCCCUCGUCCAUCGACUCGGUGUCGUGUCCGCGGUCCGGCUUUGCCUUCUCCGACAAGAUGACGCUGCAUGGUCUCGCUGUCAACCUAUUGCACGUGCAAGCGCAUCACGUUGAAGCAGCGCUGUACCUUCCGUUUCUGAGCCACGUCACCGAGUGGCUAGCCAUGGGCGAGCUCCACGCGUCGCUCGCGGCAGGCCACGUCACACUGCCGACGCCGUCCGUGCCAGCAGUAUGGACGCCGCGGGACUCGAUUCACAACACGUGGCAAGUGCACGUGUGGCUCGAGCACGGCCUGCGCGUCGACUUGUUCCAUGUGAACGACGGCACGCACGACGGAUGCGUGCGCUGUGACGGCUCGACGUCAUCGCUGCUCGGGACGAUAAGCGCGUCGCACGCGGCGUGGAGCUGCUUUGGCUACGAGCCGUACUGCGACGUGACGACGGACGUGCGCGGCACGCUCAAACAGCUAGUUUUGACCGACCAAACCCACACGCUGACACCAACGUCGGACACCAUGCGGUACCGUGACGUCAUUGGCGCCGACGGAGACGUGCCACAGCACGUGGACUUUCGUUUCUUCGCGUACCACGAUGACGAGAUGCGAGGCAAAGUGUGGUCAGUCCUCCAGCUGCGCUUGGACGCAGUCGCGAUUCGGUAUCUGCACCGCGUGUACAAGCAGUUUAGCCACUACUUGCGCGACGUCGUCUUGCCCAAGUUGCUCUGGUCGCCAUUGAGUCUGGAGCAGCGCCGCGCCGUGUACAUGUGGCACGGCGACGACCUCGACGACGACGACGACAACGGUUUUGUCCCGGUCGCGCCCGAAGUCAACGCCGAGUUUCGUCUCGAGAUGGUCGCGCACGACCUGCAAUUUGCGCUGCCAAAGAAUUCGUUUUCGCAAGAGGUGAUCUGGCUCAAAAGCACCAACGGAUCGCUUUCGACCGUGCACGACGCCGGCGCGCCGUCCAACUUUGUGCAAACGGGGCUUUUCGCGGACGAGGUAGACGGACCUGGCGCCAUGGACAUCGCACCGCGCGGCGCGUCGUCGGCGUCGCGCCUCCAAGAGCUGCGGCGCCGAGAGCUCCGAAACCUCCGGCGACUCGUCAAGAGCCAGCGCGCACAGCUGCUCGUGAGCCGCGGCCAACUGCUCGCGGACCACAAGACGGCGCUGCGGCAGAAACACCACUACAUGCACCAAGGCGGACACGACGCCGAGUCGGUCGUGAUCGUGUCGCAGGCCAACCAAGCGUGCGAGAUUCUGAGUGCAAAAUUUGAGGCCGUCGAAGAGAACCUCGCGUCCCUCCAAGCCCACCUUGCGUUUCUCGAGUCGGAAAUCGAGGCCACACGGAGCGUCGACGAGGACCUGGCGCACGAGCGUGUGCGGAACGGCCGGUACAGAAGCCACUCGAUCGAAGCGAUCGAAGAGUCGGUGUCGAGCAUGCCGCAGUACGCUGCCGGGUCGCUCUUUGGCGCCGAAGACGCGGCCUUCCACGACGCGACCGAAGACGCACCGACGUCGCACUUACCGUGGCUGGCAAUCGAGCUCAUUGGUCUCAGCGGCGUCUCGGCGAGCGGCAGUAUGUUUGAGCACGCGAUUUGCUCGCUCACGGUCGACUACAAGGAUCAAUUCAAGCACGUCCACGAACAACUCAUCAACUACCCGAUUCUGGUCGUGAGCGUGCUUCUGAACGAGUGGAGUCUGCGCCUCUCCGAGAUGCAGUACGCGACGCUUCUCGGUCUUAUCAAGGAAAACGUCAAGGAAGCCAACAGCGUCGUCAACGAAGACACGUGGCCGCUCUGCGCCAUCUGCGGCGGCUUCCACGUCGACGCCGACGGCUGUGACGUCGAGUGGCUGCGCGUGCCUGUUCAGGUCGUCGACGCGUCCCUGACGCUGGCCAAGGCGCUGCAAGGUCCGGAAAUGUCGUCGACGCUGCGCUUCGAAGAGCUUCGGAUGCUCGUAACGAUGCGCACGAGCGAUGUCAUGGACCUCCACAUCGGCACCGAAGCACUCUCGAUCGUCGACGACGCGGGGCAAGAGGUCGUGCGGCCGAUGCAAGCGUUUGCCGAAGCAUCCGAGCCGCAAGUGUCGAUCCACGCGCAGACGAAUUGGACCGACGGCGUGUACACGAUCCACGUGUGUCGGUCGCACGUUCUUGCCGUGCCGUCGUCGCUCGCGAUGCUGCGCAACUUUUUCUCGUGGCCGUUCUGGGCCGAGACACCGUCGAGCGAGCUGGGUUUUGUCGCGCCGCCGCUCUUUGAGUGGAAGCUCAUGGAAGUGCACGUCGUCUUUGAGAAGCAGAGCUGCUUUUACCUCUUGGAAGACCUCGCCGUGCCCACGACGCGAACGCUCGUGCUCAUGGCCGAAGUCCUGUUCGAGUAUACGAUGACGCAAGACGUCGACUCGGGGACGAGCACGACCAAGAUGGAUCUGACGGUCGAGCAGCGCGGGUUUUACUUUUCGUCGCUGCCCGAUUUGCACAUUGACGUUGACUUUCCGCUCAUGAACCCGUUCACGCUGCAGAUGAUGCACCUCAUGCAGUACAUGGCGCCGACCGGCGCACCCGACGGUGUCCUUGAUGCGACGCAGCGCAACGCGAUCUCGCUCCACGCCGACAAGAGCGCGGUGAUCGUGCAGCCCGUCGAAGCGCGGCUGUCGAUUCAGGACUUUACGCUGCUCGGCAAUAUCUUCCACACGUACUCGACGACGUCGGUGGCCACGGCGCACUGCGGCCCUGUCUUGACGUACGUCGCCGUGCCGCUGCGGCUCCUCAACGACCGGCUCCUCGCCGACAUUGGUGCGAUGCGCGUCGUGCUGGUCAACAACAGCCUCGGGGUGCCGAUUGCGGACCUCGUCAUGUCGGAGAUCGAGUGUCAGUACGAAGCGCUCCUCGACGACGGCGCCUCGAUGAGCGUCGGUGGGAUUUUGCACUGCAACUACUUUAACAACAGCAUUUACCGCUGGGAGCCGCUCAUUGAGCCGUUCGAGGUGCAGAGUAUUAGCGCGAUGGCCGAGACGAUGGACGUCAAGGUCAACUUGCCGUUCACGCUCAACGUCAACAUGACGCCUGCGAUGGCGCCGCUGCUGUCGAUGGAAGCGCUGCACACGAUGGACGCGGUCACGACGGGUGAGAAGGUCACGACGCCCUUCUGGCUCCAAAACAGCCUCGGAAGCGACAUCAAGUUUAGCUUUGCGCACGGCCAGUCGUUUAUCCAAAAGACCGUCUCGCACCUCGAAGUCGUCCCAAUUGACUGCCGCGACAAGAGCACGCACCUCCGGACCUUUGACAAGGCGUCGGAAGUCGACUCGCUCAUCUUUCACAAGUCGAACCUCACGGCCAGUCACUCGCUGUAUGUGUGGGUCACCAACACCAAGUGGGCCAGUGUCCACCCCGUCGCAGUUGACGUGGUCGGGAACGUAGCAAUCUGUAUGAAGCGCACCGACGACUUUGAAGACGACGUGCUGGACCCGCCCGUGAUUGUCGCCGAAGUGAGUCUCCAGGAAGACGGAAGUAAGCUCAUUCAUUUGCACUCGCAAGUGCUCUUGCGCAACGAGACAGCGAUGCCGCUGCUUCUGUGGGGAUUUUCGCCGCCGGGCCACGUGCACGAGUGGGUCGUCGACCGGGACGCGACGUCGUACGUACCGCUGCACCUCAUCCACCCGGACGCGCGCAUGAGCUUGCGGCCGUCGACCGACGCCGAUUACGCGCCGCUCGCGUCGUCGUUUAGCGUCUUUGAGGACGACAUCAAGAGCGCCAACUUGAGCUUCACGUCAGCCAAGCGGCGUUUUGUCAAGACCGGGACGUGCGUGUGCCGCUUCCGAGAAGACCGCGGCGUCAAGCAGCGCGAGCUCGAGCAGCAGCUCCUUCCGGGCUUUCUGGUGCGCGAUCUCCCGGCAUGGCAGUGCGUCUACGACGUGGAUGCGUUCGUGCUGCUCAACACGUCGGUCGGCGGCAGCAGCGGUGGCGCCAAGGUGACCCACCGCCGGCUCUCGACCGCGAGCAGCCUGCACGACGACGAGUCCACAGUGGUCGAGGACGAAACGUCGACCAUCUUUGACGAGGCGCCGAUGACAACGCCAGGCUCCAAGAACAACGCAGUGGCUGUGGACGUACUGGAAGAAGCCAAGCACGCCAAGCAAGGCCAGAGUGGCGGUGACCCGAUUUACGCCCAUAUUCUGACGCUCAAGCCGUACUUGACGCUGCACAACCGUCUCGCGUCGCCGGUGGCGUACCGCGUCUUGGCCCAGAGCCUCCAGCUCGUAGCAGAAGGUAUUUUGCCCGUCGGCGACGUGCUCCCGCUCUUUCAAGUCAAUUGCGCCGAGGACGUGUUUGUGUCGUUCCGGAUCGAGAACUACAACUGGAGCGAACCGUUCAGCGUUGUCUCGAGCAAAACCGCGGUUCCGUUCAAAGAGUCGAUCGACAGCAUUGCGCUCAAAGGCCGCGUCUUCCCCGACACCAGUGCGUACAAGGACACGCAAGGGCGCGUGCCGGAGUUGCAGCUGCGACUCAAGCGCAAGGACCGCGAUAUUGUCGUCUACAGCGCUCUCUGGAUUGUGAACCACACGGGUCUGCCUCUUGAGUACUGUGACGCGUUGAGUCGCAACCCCAAGACGCUCGAGGCAGCGACUACAUACCUCCACGCACGACCUGGUGUGUCGGCGGCAACGCGCUUUCUUCCGCGAGCAUCGGUGUCCAAGCGGCGCCACCUCACGAGUCACAACGACUUUGUGUCGCCGGUGCACCAGCAAGCCCGCGACGACGAGCUCCGGCUGUUUGAGAAACCGGCGCUGAUCGUGCCCGUGGGUCUGUACGUGGUCGUCCAUUCGGCCAAGGACCUCUUCAAUUCGCACAAGUACUGGGGCCACCAGAGCCCGUACGUGAAAGCGUCGCUCCUCAUUCCCAAGCAGGAUGCCAAGACCAACAGCUUGCUCGAGAGCUUGUUUUGCACGGCGCGGACGCGGCCGGUCGCGAGCGGCGGCCUUGCGCCCGCGUUUGGCCACGAGCACAACAACACGCUGUACCUCGACUUUCCAAAAGACGUGUUGCACUACCAGCUGCCGUCGGCUAGCGUCGUCAUUGAAGUGCGCUCGACGUGGCUCGACACGAACCUCGGCAUUUUGACCAUCCCGCUCAUGGACGUGCUCAGUCGACGCGAGUUUUACGCCGGCUUUGAGUGGCACGACCUCACCAAGCGCAAGGUGUCGCGCCGCGCGACCUCGACCGGCGUCGUCGGCCGCAUCAAGCUCUCCAUCUCGGUCGCCACCGUGCAUCAGAUGCCGUCCGAAGACCAGCCGUCGUGGGGCACGAUCGCGACGACGCCCCGGGGCACCUUGGCGUCGUCAUCCUUGCCGCUGCUUCGCCACACGCCGUCGGACGCACCGUUUGAGCUUACAGUGUACCUCUCGACGAACCGGUUCACGUCGGUGGUGCUGUCGGUGCUUCCGUCGACGACACUGAGCGACGUGAUUCAGAAAGUGCUGUGCGUCGGCGGGCUCAGCGCUGGCUCGACGGUUGUGCUCUCGGAUUACGUGUUCUUCGAGCUCGUCUUGCCGCGGUUCGUCUCGCUGCGCAGCGCAGGCCGACCAGAAGGCGACCGGUGGUACGGCCACAUCCUCACGGACAUGGAAGCGCCGCUGCGCAACAUUGGGCGCAAGCACGGUCUGCACCUCUGCCACCGCAUCGCGAUGAACACGCUGCGGCUCUACGACGAGAGCAGCACGGCGAGCGUCCACCACAGCACGCCGCGCGCGCUCGUUCUGAACCGGCAGCAGUCGUUCCCGGCACAGUCGCGGCCCGUCGAGUGGGGUGAAGUCAUCAACUUUGGCUCGCGUUCAAGCAGCGCGAGCAGUCACUGGGACGUCCUCCGCGUGCGGACGGGCCGCUGCAGCUGGUCCGAGCCCGUCCGCAUCCACCGCAACGCGAUGGGCAACUCGGGCGUCGCCCAGCAAAUCACGCUCGUCGACGCCAGCGCGGCCUCGGGCGCUGUCAAGCAGUACGAGCUCGCGCUAUGGAGCGCGUAUGGCAGCGGCGUAUUUGCCGACACGAUCGUGACGACGCUCGUCCCUCGCUAUCACAAGUGCAGCAUCGUCUCGACGUUGCCGCUCCAGUCGCUGCAGGCGUACCACUGGGACAAGGCCGACGAGCCAAAAAAGAGCCUCGAGGUGACGUUUGCCUCGAGCGAAAUGGAGUGGUCAGGGCCAUUUGCGCUGCACUCGCUCGGCACAACGUACCUUAAGCUCCGGGGCAAAGACGACCCGCACGCGAUCUACAUCCUGCAAGCCCAGCUCGAGCUCGUCGGUGGUUCGAUCGUCUGCAUCUUUUGCGACGAGAGCAAGCGCUGGCCGCCGUACCGCAUCGACAACUUUACGUCGUUCCGGCUCCACUUCCACCAGGCGCACUGGCCGGACGAUGUCUGGGACGAGGUCGGCCCUCGGAGCUCCGUGCCGUACUCGUGGGACAGCCACGAAGGCAGCUUGUCCGUCUCGGCCGACGGCGCGCAAUCGCACGUGCUCGAGCGGUUCCUCGAAGUGCGGUUCAUGCAAGUGUCGUCGUCGCUCUCGUCGGUCGACGCCUCCAAUGCGAUUGUCGACAUGAAGGAGUACAACUUGGACGCGAUGCAGAAGCACAAGCGGCUGCAAUUGACGCGGUCGCUGCCGGCGUCGCUCUUCAACGGCGGCUGCGCGCGCGAGGGCCUCCUCCUCAAGAAGGACAACGCGUUCAACUGGAGCAAGCGCUACUUUCGCAUCCACGAGCACAUGGUCUACUAUUUCCUGACGGACGUUGACCACGCGCUCCGCGGUGUCAUUGACCUCGGGCUCGGGUCGUCGAUUGCGGUCAAGGGCUGGGCCAAGCCGACGCGCAAGCCGUCCACGUCGUCGAUGAACCCGCUCCGGUCGGUCUCCAAGUCGAUUUCGGACACGCUUUUCGGCGAGGACAAGUCGUCCACCGAUCCGUUUCUGAACAUUGCGCUCAAGAUGCAGUCGGUCGAGUUUGCCGUGUGGCUCGCGACCUUGGUCAAGCGCACGGCGUGGCUCGAAGCCAAGGCCUUGGAGUGGCUGAAAGCGCUGGCCGCGACCGACUUGACGCCGACGCAGCUCUUUUUGGCUGCCGGCAAAGACAUUGUGCAGCUCAUUCUCGACGAAGACCUCGCGCCGUCGCGCAACCACGCGGGCGCGACCGCGCAGCACCUUUUGCAGUGCGGCAUGCUCAUGGUGUGGAACCCGCCGCCCGACAUGGAUGUCGACAAUAUCGUGUUUGAAGACAAUGACGUUCUGUACCGCGUCUCGAUUCCAACGCCGCCGCCGACGCCAAGUACGACCUUUACGCUCUUGACGCCGAGCAAGUCGUAUGUGCUCCGCACCGAGUCGCCCGAGGAAACGCGGCAGUGGUGCCUCGCGCUGCGACAAGCGAUCGUCCUUGCCAUGGACACUGUCCACGAAGCGUCCCGGCGGCGGCACGAACACGCUCGCCCGCGCGACGAGAAGGCCGGGGCGACCACCAAGACGUACGUGCAUGCGCGCGUCCGUGCCGACGGUCCGACCAAGGUGCUCGAGCUGACUGAGGGCGGUGAAGAGGACGAUGAUGUCGGGGCGCGCGACGCGUCGAGUCUACGCGCGCUCGACGAAAGCACGUCGUUGAUGGCGCCGAUCGCUCCGAGCGCCGUCUCGCUCUUCCAGCACGUGACGGUGCAGUGCACGCUCCACAGCGUCGGCCUCUCGUGCGUGAAUGCAACGCCAAUGGAGGUGCUCUACGUGAGUCUUCAGGGCCUCACGUGCCAGUUUCUGCGCCACGAGACCAAAAUGCAGUUUGCCAUCACGGUGCGCGACAUCCAGGCCGACAACCAAGUCCCGGAUGCGACGUUUACGACGAUGCUGUGCCCGAAGGAGGUGGCGGCGUCCGAUGACGCGCCGGCGUCGUUCCACUGCGACGACUGUCGCGCGCAGCACCCGUCGGCCGCCGUUGCGUUUCAUUUUUGUUGCGGCUGGUCCAACGAGCAAGGCUCGACCGACUACUUCGAGUACUGCUCGUUUCACCUCCUGCCGAUGAUGGUGCAGCUCGACGAAGAGCUCGUCUCGGUGCUCCGCAGCUUUCUCAUGCAGGUGAUUUACCAGCAGCAAGGCGCCGCGGGCCAAAAGUUUCUAAACCACUCGGCCAUGGACGUGGCGCCGACCUUGAGUGCGCGGCAAGUCGCAGCCGACUUUAAAGCGUGCAUCGAGAGCUCGGAGCUCGACCCGCUCAACAACUUGAGCUUGCUCGAGAGCGCGACAACGUCAACGUCGCUCGAGCGAAAAGUCUACUUCGCGCUCUUGCAUAUUCACCCGGUCGAACUCGACUUGACGUUCCGAAGCGAUGUGAUCUCGGGCUCGCGCAUGCUGCAAAACUCGAUCAGCACGACGCGCAACGAGCUGAGCUACGAACACGGCACGUCCGACGACGAAGGCGGACACAUGCAGGAAGCCGUCGCGGCGUGGAUACCGAGCUUGAGUAUGCAUGUGCCCGACUUGGACAAUGCGCCGAUCCGCCUCAACGCGCUCAUCGUCGAGCACGCGUUCGGUACGAGCGGCGAGGUGACGCGGCGCGUGACCAAGUACUACACGCGGCAGCUCUGGAAGCAAGUGCACAAGGUGCUGGGGUCGUUUGAUUUUCUGGGCAACCCCGCGGGUUUGCUCGACCACCUCGGCACGGCGGUGCGCGAUCUGAUUGUCGAGCCGAUCCAAGGAGCGCGGACCGGCACGGGCAUCACAGGCACCGGCGUUGGGUUCGGUAAAGGUCUCGCCAAGGGCGCCACGUCGUUUGUGACCAACUUCAUCGAUGGCACGUCCGACGCGACGUCCAAGGUCACGGGUACGUUUGGGCAAGGCCUCGCGACCAUGAGUUUCGACGACCACUACCAGCAAGCCCGCGCCAAGGCCCGCCGUCGACACGUCCGCGGCUUCAAAGAAGGCAUCAUCCAGGGCUCGCGGGAACUCACACUCGGCAUGGUCGAGGGUGUCACGGGCGUCGUGCUCAACCCGAUCCGGGGCGCCCAGUCGGACGGCGCGGUUGGCUUCUUGAAGGGCACGGUCACGGGGAUUCUCGGUCUUCCGAUGAAGCCCGUCGCGGGUGUAUUUGACUUUGCAUCGCGCGCGACUCAGGGCAUUCGCAACCGGUCGCUCGCGUACGGCCGCCAAGGGCUCCGCGUGCGCCUCCCGCGCGUCUUUGGCCGCUACAACGAGCUGCGUUGCUACAAGGAAGAGGACGUCGCCGCGCACCUCCUCGUGUCCAAGACGGGCACGCACGAGAAGAUCAUCUACCACGCGCGCGUCGAGCAGCACGUGGCCGCGGACCAGCUCGCGAGGAAGGCCAAGUUGGCGCAGGAGACGCCGCCGUUCUUGCCGCUGCACCGACACGUGCUUCGCAUGGAGCGCUUUGAGAGCGCGACCGACGUCGACGAAGGCGGAGCCCCGUUGGGGCUCGAGCUCGAGACGGACUUUUACAACGAGUGCGUCAUCAUCAAGAAUUGCUUGGACAAGUCGAGCAUCCAGUCGGCGACGACCACGACGCGCAGCGUGACCCAAAAGCUGCUGCAGCCCGGCGACAUCCUCGUCAUGAUUGGCGACGUCGACGUCCGCCGCAUUGGCUUUCGCGAGACCAUCGACAUGAUCAAGGGCGCGGCGCGGCCCGUGACGAUCACGUUUGAGAGCGCCAACGUGCAGCGCAACGCGUCCGACGCAGACGACGACGACGAAGACGUCGGCAAGACCUUUGUUUACUCGCCGUCGCCGUCGUUCCGGACGCUCCCGCCAACGCCGUCCGUGUAUGCCAAGCUCAAGGUCACGCAGGUGCACUGGGUCAUCAUUACGGACACGCGCGUCUUGUACGUGCAGUGGGCGCCCGAGGCUUCGUACGCAGACGCAGCCCUCGAGUGGUCGGCGCCGCUGCAGUACAUCCACAGCAUCGACGUCGAGAAGGGCGACGCGAUCCGCCUCCACCUCCGUGUCGGCGUCAACAGCCUUUUUACUGGACCGCUUAGUCGCCCCGAGUGGCGCCACGAAACGCCGGCGGCGGUCGAAGCGAUGAAGACGUUUGCGUCGGUGAUGCGCCACAGCUUCCGCUCCGAGCUGGCGGAUGUCCAAGAGGUGUACCCGUCCGACACGUCCUUCUCUGGCAACCUCCGCGUCGGCUUUGGCACCGGCAGCAAGCGCCGGCGCUGGGUCGUGCUCUGCCGCAACUGCGUCUACAUCUUCACGUACCACUCGCCCCGAGUCUUGCGCUACAUUGUGCCAUUGGGCCGCAUGACGCUCGUCAAAGGCGCGACGCCGCUUAUGUGGACGCUCAACGGGCUUUUGCCAGGUGAAGCGCUGCAGUUUUGCUCGGUCGACGGGCCUGUCGUCGGUCAGCGCAUGGAUCUGCACGUGCACAUGCUCGCGGAAAAGCCAGAGGACGUCGAGAUGUGGGUCUCGGCGCUCACGCACGCGGCCGGGAAGGGCAUGCGGCACUCGAAAGGCACGCGCUUCUACGCGCCGUCCGAGGCGACGACGCUCACGAUCGGGUGCCACGAAGCCAAGGCGCACGUCGUCGACGGACUCGCCGACGCUCUCCGCAAGACCCUCGCUGUCUUCAAGGCAUAGUUUACGCAAUGUAUUUUCUGAACGUUCAAUCGUGGGCCGAGCGCCAUCCCAUCGAGAGAUGUGGAUCCUAGUACGUCACGUCGCUACGGG